Molecule: messenger RNA, 3780 nt
Organism: Zophobas morio
Lineage: Eukaryota; Metazoa; Arthropoda; Insecta; Coleoptera; Tenebrionidae
Product: lachesin-like
Exons: 9
Coding region: 147-1466 (439 amino acids)
Cellular component (GO): neuron projection
Source: RefSeq, a predicted model, not a curated record
GAGAAAUGUUAGUGUUUCCCCGGUUUUUGGCGAGAGAACAUAUGACGGUCACAAGAAGAAAGACGCAAACACGAGGUUUGAAAGGGUGAGAACACGCGCGCGUGAUCUUGACAGAGAAAAUUUUUGUGAGUCGACGAUCUACCGGUAUGGUUAACAGGAAGUCAAAGUGUCAAAAACUUUUUGUUUUUCUCAGUAUUUUAUACUUCGCCCAGGCGGCUUCUUCCACGGGAGCCACUUCUAAUGUGGUCGUCGAGGAGCCUGAAUUUACAGACAUUAUAGAGAAUAUAACAGUGGCGGCGGGCCGCAAUGUAAAGUUCGCAUGCUCCGUCAAGAAUCUUGGAACUUACAAGGUGGCGUGGAUGCACUUUGAGCAAUCAGCGAUUUUAACAGUUCACAACCACGUGAUCACAAGAAAUCCCCGGAUUAGCGUUACGCACGAUAAGCAUAGGACAUGGUUUUUACACAUUAGUAAUGUGCAGGAAGAAGAUAAGGGACGAUAUAUGUGCCAAAUCAAUACAGUUACAGCGAAAACACAGUUCGGAUAUCUGCACGUUGUAGUGCCACCCAACAUAGAUGAUUCCCUGAGCAGCAGCGACGUUAUAGUAAGGGAAGGCGCCAAUGAGACGCUAACCUGCAAAGCCACGGGCUCUCCACAACCUAGUGUGAAGUGGAAAAGGGACGAUAACUCCAAGAUCACUAUAAACAAGACACUUACAGUAUCCGAGUGGGAAGGAGAAACAUUGGAAUUAACUAGAAUUUCAAGAUUAGACAUGGGAGCUUACUUGUGUAUAGCCAGUAAUGGAGUGCCCCCCACUGUGAGCAAAAGAAUCAAAGUUAGCGUCGACUUUCCACCAAUGCUGUGGAUCCCUCACCAACUCGUUGGUGCUCCUUUGGCUUACUCCGUAACACUGGAAUGUUUCACCGAAGCGCACCCGAGUUCUCUGAACUACUGGACAAGAGAAGACGGACAGAUGAUCCACGAAUCUAGGAAAUAUCACGCGGAGAACACCAUUGGAACUCCCGCAUACAAGACUCACAUGAGGCUGACGAUCAACAAUAUACAACUGAACGACUACGGAACUUACAAGUGCGUUGCAAAAAAUCCGAGAGGAGAGACGGACGGGACGAUUAGACUGUACACUUCUUCACCUCCAACGACGCCACCAAAGUCAACAACAACAGAAACGCCAAGUCGCAUCAAGGAUAUAUUGGGCAAUGGCAAUCUCAGCAAUUCGGUUUAUGGAAAUCCUUCUUCGCUCACUAUUCAUCAUGGCGAGAAAGGUUCGAAGUAUCAGUCAAACUUAAACGAAAUAGAUAAAUCUGAGCAGAAGAGCACAGACGGAGAAGGAAAGAGUGUGAGCUACGGUCACAUUGUGCCAAAUGGUGUAGAUAGUUCUUCAGGUAACCUAAAUUGCCAGCUUUCGUUGUGGAUACUUCCCAUAAUAUUGUUCAACGCGUUGCGGUGAAUACCUCACAACACGAAUUUUGUGUAUCCAUUAUAAUUACUAUUAGUAGGUUGUUAGGAACACUAAGUUCAAAUUAUAAAAUCACAAGGACGCUUAAAACCAAAGCAUAAGUGUACAAUUGUUUAUACCAUGUAUCACCUAAUUUGAAUGAAGACUGACAUCGUUUAGGAAAAUAUAAUUAAUUUUUAACAUAAUCGUCUAGUUGGUAAUGCCUGCAAUUAAGGGCAUGCAUUUUGCAAUCCACUGGAUUAGUUUAGUUGAUGGGCUUUCGUUUAUAACUUGACACUAUCCAAAAAUCAUCACCAACAUUUUAUUAACCAUUCGUUGCAUCAUACAUGUUUUAAACAUUUUUGUUCGUGUAGCGCAUGACCGAAAAAUAUAAUAUCCGAACAAUUACGAAAAACUAAAGGAAUGUCGUGAAUUAAUUCCUACUCGAACGCAUAGCGUAGCAAGCCAAUUCGAGGAUAUAACUAAACGCGUGCAAUAAAAAAUAAAUGCCAAAUUUAUUUGCUUGUAUUUUUUUAGAGAGCACCUAGUAACUUCUUGUGCCUUAAAUUAUAAAACGGUUUGAUUCGUAUGUAAUAGCUUUAAUUUGAUUUUUGAGGUUAAAUUUUCCAGCAACGAUGCACUUGUCAUGAUGUAUGAUGCAACCAAAGUGUAAUUUAAAAUUUUUAAUUUGAACCAACGGAUAUUUGGCUGGGAAUACUAUAGCUACUCAGUAUUUAUGUAGAAGCAUAAAAUAUCAAAUUCAUGUAGCUUUUGUAGCGUCCGAAAUGUUAUUGUAGUACAUACGUACAAUUAAUUCAGGAGUGUAGACUUUGUAAAUAAUAUAAUAAAACUCCUUGUUUUGUAAAAAUUUAGUGUGAUUAUACAUCAAAUGAAAAUAUUAACACACUAUUGUUUUUUUUAAUAAUGCUGAAAGAACGAGGUAUAACGUAGUUGUUGCUGUACGUGUCAGGAACCAUCCCAAGCAGUCACUAUGAAAUUUUUAAUAAAUAAUUAAUUUAAAAAUAUAUUUUAAAAUUCAGUCCAAAAAUAAACUUAUUUUUGUUUUUCGUUAAUUCAUGUUGUGACGUCAAAUAAAAUUUUGUGACAUAAAGCAAUAUUGUACAAUCGAUAAAACACUCGAAAAAAUUGCUGAAGACAACUGAAAUACAAACUAUUCACUAUUUUUCAAAAAUUUCCUCUCAAUUUUGUCAUAUUAGAGAUAAGAUUUUGUGAUAUCGUCAAAUUAUUACAAUUUUACAACCCUUAAUGCCUCCUGUACAUAUAAAACAAUAGUCGAAGUGUGAAUUUUGUGAAGAAGGUGACGCACCUACCGAGCCCACACUGCCUCUGCUGCAUACGCAUAAAUUUAAAUGUUGUAUUUAUUAAAAUCAUUAAAAGUUUAUAUAGUGUUUUUAUGAUGACAGUUCUUGUGCACGUAGUGUCAAUGUAACUAGACUCUGAACCACAAAUAGAUUAUGCAACGCAUAAAACAUCUCUUUUAUGGCCGGGGGUGACUCUGACAGUUUACAUGUUGUAUUUUGUCGUGCACAAAUCGAACAAAACCAGCGACAGGUUAUAAAUGUUUAUCACAAAUAUAAUUCUUGCUGUGGACGUUUCAUUGAACGCAAUUUAUGCAAAGUACUUACAUAUAGUUUUAUCUUUGUUUCUUUUUUUUUUCGAUAAGUGAAAUUGCUCUGGGAUGGAAUUUUAUACCAGGUGUCUCAGCUAAACCAAUCCUGCCAAACGAUAUUCGAAGCUUUGCUUUUAUCAGAUCGUCUGAGGCGACUGAAAAUAAUAAGUGGAAGAUGUGUCGGUCGUGACCUCAGUUUUUCGUCGUUGGUAGUGCUUUUGAAAUUAUCAGGCUGAGACACACGAUCUGUAGACAUUGCCUUACCGCUCUUAACUUUGUUGCUUCGAUUAACCGAGCUGUUUUUGUGAAUGCCUUAUCUUACCCGUUCUUCUGUACUUUAAAACUGACAGGGUAUUAGAGAUUUUAGUGAGGUACUGAUAUUAAGAAUUCUAUUUAUUUUCAUUUGUUGUAUAUAAGAUUGUUUUCAUAGUUACGAUUGUUAUAUAAUGAUAGGUUUGUAGUAGCUACACUCUGUAAGUACCUAAUUUGAGUUAGUGGGGCGUGUCUUACUUUGUCAAUGUGCCAAAUUGAUUAUUUUAUUAUGGAUAUACAUAUUAUUUUGUGAUUUCUGUUACGAGAAUAAUCAGUAGUAAAUUGUUGUAGAUACGAUGUUUCGCUACAAAAUAACUUAUGUUUUAAGAUAAGAGGAACUAUAAAACCGAAACUGUAUUUGCAUAUAUAUAUAUAUACAUAUAA